CACACAACAUGGCGGCUACGCCUAGCCAAAGGACCGCGGCUGUAUAGCUGUAAGGGAUUGCUGUUGUGUUACACGUUGGUUGGGUCGGCAUAAUAUAGGAGUUCAGUGUCAAAUUCACUGCGUCCAGUGUGUGAUACUUAGUGGUCUUUGAGAUGAUGGGGUUUAUCCGUCAUUUUUCGCUGCUGCUGUUUCCUUUAGGCAUAUUGGCUGUGGAAGUCAAGAGACCGAGAGGUGUUUCUCUCUUGAAUCGUCCCUUCUAUGAUGAAAGCAAACCUUUCACCUGUUUGGAUGGCUCACUGACUAUUCCAUUUGACCAAGUAAAUGAUGAUUACUGUGACUGCAAGGAUGGCUCCGACGAACCAGGGACUGCUGCAUGCCCUAAUGGAAGAUUCCACUGCACAAAUCUUGGUUACAAACCACAGUAUUUGCCUUCUUCAAGGGUUAAUGAUGGAAUUUGUGAUUGCUGUGACACCAGUGACGAGUACAACAGUGGGAUUGUUUGUGAAAACACAUGCAGGGAGUUGGGUCUGCAGGAGAAAGAAUCUCUCUUACAUAUGGCAGAAGUUGCAAAGGUGGGCUUCACUUUAAAAAAGCAAUUGAUUGAAGAGGCAAAAAAAAUGAAAGAAGAAAACAAGGUCAAAUUGGCUGAACUGCAGGAGGGUAAGAAAUCUUUGAUCGAUCAAGUAGAAACUUUGAGGGCUGCAAAAGAUGCAGCUGAAAUUCCAGAGAAAGAGGCCAAGGAAGUCCAUGAGAAAGCUUGGGAAGAAAGGAAGGCUGUGGUAGAACUUGAAAAGGAGCGGGCUAAAGCUUUGGAGAUUUUUGUGGAACUAGACGCUGAUGAAGAUGGAGUUGUUUCCAUAGGUGAGCUACAGAGUCACACAGAGCUAGAUUCUGAUGGAGAUGGAGUAUUAUCCGAGGCUGAGGCACAGGCAUUGUUGGGUGAUGUCAGCCAUGUGGAAGUUGGCAUUUUUCAGGAGAUUGUGUGGCAUACCAUCAAGGACAAGUUCAAAUCCGAGGUCCGCGAAAAACCCACUCCAGCACCUCUUUAUAUUCCGUAUCAUUAUCGGGAUGAAAUGGACUACUACCCCAUGUUUCAUCAUAGGCACCAUCCUUUGAGGGUAAAUGAAGAUCAGGAUGACACCAAUGGGGAAGAGCCUACAUUAGCACCAAUUCCGGAUCGAUUUAUUAGAGAGUCACCAGAAGAGUAUAUUCGAACUACACAGGCAACGAAAAAGGAAGAUGAGGAAGAGAAAAUGCCUCUUUAUGAUGAACAUACCCAGAAUCUGGUGGAGGCUGCCAAUAGGGCCCGCUCAGCAUUUGAAGCAGCUGAAAGAUCACUGAGAGAGAUGGAAGAUUCGAUCAGGGACCUGGAGAACGAGAUUACAUUUGAUUUUGGACCCAGUGGAGAAUUUGCCUACCUCUACAGCCAGUGUUAUGAACUUACAACAAACGAGUACGUCUAUAGACUUUGUCCUUUUCAUCGUGUGACCCAGAAGCAAAAAGGUGGAGGAGCAGAAACAAAUCUUGGUACCUGGGGGUCUUGGUCGGGCCCAGAAGAGAACAAGUUUACUUCCAUGAAGUAUGAGCAUGGUACCAGUUGCUGGCAGGGGCCUAACAGGUCUACAACGGUAAAACUGUCUUGUGGCAAAGAAACUGCAGUAACAUCGACCACAGAGCCAAGUCGGUGCGAAUACCUAAUGGAAUUUGUCACACCUGCACUCUGCGAGGAACCACAGGACAUAGAUAAUAGCACUGGGCAUGAUGAGCUUUGAUAUUAUAUGUACUUGAAGAUAGAAAACAGUCCAGUUUAUAGAUUUUGGGAGAUCUCUCAGCCACUUUUGCUGCGCAGAGUGCAUCAUUUUCUUGCAUAUUUCUAUCUGUACUGUUCUUCUCACCUGCUGACAAACCCGUAGGAAUCUCCCUUGAAUUUAAAAGAUGAGGACAAGUGUUGUUUUCCCUGUUUCCAAUUGCAAUACUAGACCAGCAAGAGAGAGAGGUUUAUUGGACUUUCAGAAGGACCAAAUACUGUACCCGUAUAUUUCAUUUUAGGCAAACACAAGUCUGGUUACAGCUGUUCUGUUUAUUUUUUUUUCUAUGGAUGAUUUUUGUAAAAUUGCCUGUCUUGAAGACCACACAAAUCGCUUGAUGUAAUUUGUAAUCUAUAGAAUUUUCUACUGAAUUUAUAACCUAUAAGUAAAUGUUUGUGUUCCUUCUGUAUAUGCAUGGACCAUGCUGUGUGUGUGAUUGAUUUGCUUUGCUUUUGUAUAUGUAAAUGUGCCACCCCUUUUGUGGUGUUAUUUUUUUCCUGCUUCUGUCAUAAAGCUUUUUUGAAAAUGUAUUUUACACAGUUUCAAGCUGGGAGCAAUAUUUUGUAGGUUUGCAAUCUAACUUUUUUUUCUGAAAGAUUUUAUUGGUCUUAACUGUACAUAUUAGUUUUGUGAAAUUAAACGUUCCAAAGCUUACUGACUAGAAAUGUUGGUAUUAGCAGUAGCCACUUUAGUGUCUGCUUCAACAGUUUAGUCAACAGCCAUACCUCUCAACUGUCCAGAUUUUCACAGAAUGCCCAGAUUUUUGACUCCUAUUUUUGGUUUGUUUAUGCAAAAAAAAAAGUGGUUUUCUAGCAAAUCAUUGAGGACUGAAGUUACAGAAUAAUGACUGAAUUGUUUUAGACUUCAUGUCCUUUAUAAAAUUCAUGCUAAUGCAAAACCUGUUCUGCCAACUUUCUAAGUUUGUAACAGCAAUAUUUAACAAUUGUCCCUAUUUAUGGGCCUUUGUCCCCCCAUUCAUUAUGGCUUUGUCCAGAUUUCUUGCUUUACUAGGUUGAGAGGUAUGUCAGCAGCUGUUUGCCCUAUAGUAACUACCUGAAGAAUCGUAGUUAGUAUAGUAGACAUGUUGGAAAGAUCUUUGGCGGAUGUUACUUUUAAGCUGUGACUAAAAAGGUCAUUGACACUGCAUAAAUGUAGUCUGAACAAAUCCUUUUUUCCCCAAUGAUCAACAGCAGACUGGUCUUGCAUGUGCACAUUUGGAAGCAUGAUACUCUCUUGCUACCUCACUUAUUUGUAAUUGUGAACUGUCUUUUUGUUUUGAUACAGUAAAAAAAUGAAGAUGUUA
This is a messenger RNA of Protopterus annectens (West African lungfish), 3111 nucleotides long. RefSeq names its product protein kinase C substrate 80K-H (gene PRKCSH). The transcript is spliced from 18 exons. Gene Ontology annotation, molecular function: protein binding; calcium ion binding. Bases 153 to 1772 code for a protein of 539 amino acids. The record is from RefSeq and is a predicted model, not a curated record. Gene Ontology annotation, cellular component: glucosidase II complex. Gene Ontology annotation, biological process: N-glycan processing; liver development. NCBI's taxonomy places the organism in Eukaryota, Metazoa, Chordata, Ceratodontiformes, Protopteridae.